AUGGUGCAGACCAUCAUCCCGAUUAUCUCACGGCGAACCCCUCCGCGCGUGGCUCACCCUUCACAGCAACAGGAAACCCUCGUCCGAGCUCACAUGCCCCUCUCCGGGCUCCCUGGCUCACCCCAGAACCCGAUGGCUCGGCCCGGGAGCCGGGAGGCGGAAGAUACGGCGAGCCGCCCCGAGCGCGAGGCUCCGUCCGCCGAUUCUACAAAUGCCCUACGAGCCCAGCUGCGCCUCGUCAGUCAAAGACUUGACGAAGUACAACAAGAGGUCCGUAAGUCCAAGGGAGACCACGGAGUGGACAGACAGCAAGGAUCCCCGUUCACCCCCGAGAUCCAAGAUCAGGCGAUCCCGUCACACUUCCGCCUGCCCUCGUUGGACGCAUAUGACGGCGCCGCUAACCCAGCGGACCACGUGGCCACCUUUCGCGCCCAAAUGGCACUAUACGGGACCUCCGACGCUUUGAUGUGCAGGGCGUUCCCGACAACCCUACGGGGUCCGGCCCGCGCGUGGUACAGCGGUCUGAAGGCCGGGACCAUCGCCUCCUUCGACCAACUCGCCAAAGACUUCGAGCUCAGUUUCCUAGCUUACGCUCGACCGAAACCAUCCGUGGCAUUACUCCUCGGGCUCAACCAGAGGGAGGACGAGCCCCUCUCCCAUUUUGUGAACCGCUUUACGACUCAAAUUCGCGGACUAUCGGACGCUCACCUCUCUCUACUGAUGCAGGCAUUCAUGACAGGCCUGCGGCCUUCCCGGUUCUUCUGGUCUCUCGUGGAGCGACCCCCUGCCGCGGUUCCCGAAAUGAUUCAGCGUGCUGGCCAGUUCAUCGCCGCGGAGACAUGGAUGGCCAGGAAGCGGGAAGAACACAAAAAAGUCAAGACGGAGCCGCCCCGACAGCAGCAGCCCUCCACCUCCCGUCGUAGGUUGGAUAGAUCCGACCCGAGGUCUCCUCUCCCCGUCUUGAGUUCUUCGCAGACGAAAAUACUUCUCCAUGAGAAGGGGAAGGGAUUACUCAAGGAGCCCCACCCGAUGAGGAGCCCGCGAGAGCUCGCGGACCGCUCGAAAUACUGCCGUUUCCAUCGGCAGCAUGGGCACGACACUGAGCAGUGCCGUGAGCUAAAAAGGCAGAUCGAGGAGCUCAUCCGCCGAGGGCAUCUCAGCCACUACCUUCCACCGGUCAAGGAGCCGUCACCUCACCCGGAAGGCCCCGUCGAACGACACAUCGACGUGAUAGCCGGGGGUCCCGUAGCAGGGGGGGCUCCGCGUCGGGCAGAAAGGCGUAUGCCCGGGCCGCUCCCGACGAAGCCUCGGGACACGAGCCCGAGCCCGAGAUUACCUUCCCGACCGGAGUUGCCGAGCGACCUGACCACGACGACGCCCUGGUAA
This is a messenger RNA of Musa acuminata AAA Group (dessert banana), 1386 nucleotides long. RefSeq lists its product as uncharacterized. The record is from RefSeq and is a predicted model, not a curated record. Bases 1 to 1386 code for a protein of 461 amino acids. The transcript has a single exon. Lineage: Eukaryota; Viridiplantae; Streptophyta; Magnoliopsida; Zingiberales; Musaceae.